UUCUCUUCAAAACUACAAUCACAUGCUUACAGAUUAGCUGUCUAACCCCAAAUUGGACUUCGCCAACUUAAAUAUUCUCAACAGUUCAGCGAAUUACUGGAUGACUCCCAACGUUUUAUUCAAGGUUACCUAUUAUGCCACAGCGUGUGUAAGUCUCCAAAUUUCCGACUGCAGGGAAGAACCUGAUAAGAAUCUUUCAUGUGGACGCCGAGAUGCAUGCCAGCACUGUCGUAAAGAAAAAAAAUACGGCACUCCGCCCUCAAACGUAUUACAACCAUUCAGACGGGAAAAUGGCUGCUUCGUUGAUUUGCAGUGAGACCGUAAGCAGGGUGAGUUCUGUACUGAACAGAGAUGUCAAACAGUUCGGGAAGAAGUUUAUGUUUGACUCAAAUGAAGAGACGUGCUGGAACUCUGAUCAGGGCGGUACUCAAUGGGUGGUCCUGGAGUUUCCUCAGCCAGUUAAGGUCUCUGAAGUCAAGAUUCAGUUCCAAGGAGGAUUUUCAGGAAAAACUUGCAGAUUGGAAGGGUGUAUGAAAGAAGGAGAAUUUGAAAAGUUAUCAGAUUUUUAUCCAGAAGACAAUAACUCCAUGCAGGUCUUUCCCAUUCAGGAAGCCCCCUUGGCACAAAAAGUAAAAAUAUUUUUUGAGAACAGUACGGACUUCUUUGGGAGAAUAAUUGUUUAUUCCUUGGAUAUCCUGGGAGAAAGAGCUUGACUGUGUUUGCUUUUCCGGAGAGAGGGAGUGGGACCAAGAUGAUUGAGGAGCAGCACAGCAUGAUCCAAGCACUGUGAGAUGUGUCCUCCUAUCCGCUCCUGUGCAAAAUCAACCAACUGGGCCUUUUAUGGAAAGGACAGACCUGACUGACUCACUGCUUUUAUCUACCCCUCCCUCCCCCUCUAUUUUUUUGGAAACCGAUGAGAAUUUUCUUGAGUGUGACUGACUGUCUUACAGGUAUGUGCCUUAAUUAUAGUAAAUAACAUUUUUAAGAAUCUGAAAAGAUAAAAACAAUAUUAAAACAAUAAUUGCAGUACAUAUUCAGGUAGCUAUGGCUGUUCUUGUUCCUUGUGAUGGAUUGGCGACCUGUCCAAUGCAUGCUGGGAUAGGCUCCAGCCCUCCCACAGCCCUGACCAGGAAUCAGAGAGUUAGAUGAACGAUGGAUGGAUGUUCCUGUUCCUGCUUUUUCUAAUUUGACAUCAUAACUCCAUUAAUGGGCACAAAAAACUCACAUACUUGCCUUUUUUUCUCCAUUGGUGCUUUAUUGUUUUUGCCAUUUUAACAAUGGAUCUGGAUUUCAUUUUCAGUAAGAAAGUUCCAACCCACCAAAACAAUCCCAAAUAUAUAACCCAUGCAGAAAAAAAAAACAAUAUACAUAUAUAUACAUUAAAGCUAGUGCAGUCAUUGAAAUGGUGAAAAUAAGGAAGAGUGAAGUUGUCUGUGCCUGCUGAAGGGAAAUAUUUGGGGCUUCUCCAUAAUGUAUGAGAAACACAGAGUGGGGCCUGCCCCAGGCCUCCAUCAUUACCCAUACUGCAUUGCUGCUGCAGCACAGAGGCAGACGGAUGCUCUCCUUUCUUCAAAGCCCCUCCAGCCGGGGACGAACUCACGCUAGGGACGAACUCACGCUGGGGACGAACUCACGCCGGGGAUCUCACGGUCCUUGCAUCAUGCCUUUUGCUUCAGCAGUUUCAGGAUGUGAUUCUCAAUCACCUUUUGGACUGUAAACGCAAAAGUGGAGCUCGUUUCUGAUUUUAUGGUUAACUCAAAGUUUCUGAGCUUUGCACUCAGCAAUGUAACAGUUAUGCUAAUUCUCAGUCUUGUACCCUGAACCCACGGCUUUGCGAAGACCAGAUUUGGCCGUUUUCGCGUAAGAUUAUGAGAAAAAUGAUUAAACGUGGUGAUUCUCACCUAACCAAAGAGUUACUCUUUCUGUGCUAGAUUGCUAACCGUAUCACAGUUACACGGGACUGCCUGAUUCUGGCUGCUGUAAAUCUGCUCACCCUUCUUGUGUCCCAGAGCCACAGCAAGGUCCAUAGGGCUGUACCCAGAGUCUGCUUCCACCGUCAGAUCUGCCCCCCCGGCUGAAACGCAUAGGACACCCAGAGCCACCGUGAUUGACAGCACAUGGGCGGAACCCGUGUUUGUGAGCUGAGGUCAUGGAUGGGAGCGCAGACUCACCCAGGAGGGUGUCCACACACUUCACGUGGUUCCCCCGUACUGCAUAGAGGAGAGGCGUUCCUCCAUUCUGAAAAUACACAUGUCAAAUCCUGUGCUGAUGUACUGAAAAGCAGCCCCGUGGAUUGUCUCACUGAGUGUCAUCUUUGCUGUUAUAAGGAUGUGGUUUACCUUCAGAAU
Molecule: messenger RNA, 2348 nt
Organism: Anguilla rostrata (American eel)
Lineage: Eukaryota; Metazoa; Chordata; Actinopteri; Anguilliformes; Anguillidae
Gene: nr2c2ap
Product: nuclear receptor 2C2-associated protein
Exons: 6
Coding region: 213-713 (166 amino acids)
Source: RefSeq, a predicted model, not a curated record